This is a messenger RNA of Spinacia oleracea (spinach), 816 nucleotides long. RefSeq lists its product as uncharacterized. The record is from RefSeq and is a predicted model, not a curated record. The transcript has a single exon. Lineage: Eukaryota; Viridiplantae; Streptophyta; Magnoliopsida; Caryophyllales; Amaranthaceae. Bases 1 to 816 code for a protein of 271 amino acids.
AUGAAGGACAUGAGCAGGUGGUGCGACUUCCACCGCGACAAUGGCCACACAACCGAGGAAUGCAUCUCCCUCAAAAAGGAGGUAGCAUAUCUAUUGAAAAGAGGCCACCUGAAGGAUCUGCUGAGCGACAAAGGAAAGGAGACGUACAACAAGGACAACAACGCCCAACCCAGCCCAGCACCAAGCGGCGACCGACCGGCCCCGACCAUGUUCGAAAAAGUGGUAAAUAUUAUUUCUGGCGGUUCAGAUAUAUGUGGACUAACUUCUUCUGCAGCUAAGAAAAUCAACAGAGGCGAAUCUGAAGCCGUCAAAGAGGGGCAGACCGAAGAUGAAGUAGCACUCGACAAGUCAUUAGCAGCGAUGACAAUAACCUUCGACGAUUCAGAUUCAACCGACACACAACAGGAACACCAUGACGGGCUAGUCAUAUCACUCCCAAUAGGCAACGCUCUCAUCAAAAGGAUAUUGAUCGACAACGGCAGUUCAGCAAACGUACUGUUCUUAGAGGCUCUGCAAGAAAUGGGACUAGAAGAAAAGAGUAUAAUCAGAAGGUCGACAGUCUUAGUAGGAUUCAGUGGAGAAUCGCUACGAACAGUAGGGGAGAUAUCGAUGCCUACGUACGCAGAAGGUGUUAAUGUGAUGACCAAAUUCAACGUCGUCGACUGCCCAUCAGCAUACAACGUCAUUUUAGGACGACCAUGGAUCCACAAAAUGAAAGCGGUGCCAUCAACAUACCACCAGUCAAUCAAGUUCCCAACCAAAUGGGGAGUCAUGGAAAUCAAAGGACAACAAAGGGACGCAAAGAAAUGUUAUUAA